GCGCAGUCCCGGAAGGUGAGGUGCUGACACACUUCCGGCCUUUGUGACUCAUUGUGUCUGUGUGGAGGCGUCGGGAGGGCCUAGGUCCUUGUGCAGCGCCCUUCGGCCGGCCUGAGCCCCAGAGUCAGCUCCCCUUUCUCGCCCAGCGCCCCAAGGCCGCUCCCGGUGCUCACGGAAUAGUACAGAAACAGAUACAGAAAACAUCUCCUAGAACAGAAAGGAGAGCACAGACCCUAUUUGGAUCAAGUCAGUUCCCUGAACCUGAAUGAUGACUGCUGAAUCAAGGGAAGCCACGGGUCUGUCCCCACAGGCUGCCCAGGAGAAAGACGGUAUUGUAAUAGUAAAGGUAGAAGAGGAAGAUGAAGAAGACCACAUGUGGGGGCAGGAUUCCAGCCUGCAGGAGACUCCUCCUCCUGACCCAGAGAUCUUCCGCCAACGUUUCAGGCACUUCUGUUAUCAGAACACUUUUGGGCCUCGAGAGGCUCUCAGUCGACUGAAGGAACUUUGUCAUCAGUGGUUACGACCAGAGAUAAACACGAAGGAGCAGAUCCUAGAGCUGCUGGUGCUGGAGCAGUUCCUUUCCAUCUUGCCCAAGGAGCUCCAAGUCUGGCUUCAGGAAUACCGUCCUGAUAGUGGGGAGGAGGCCGUGACCCUUCUAGAAGAUUUGGAGCUUGAUUUAUCAGGACAGCAGGUCCCAGGUCAAGUUCAUGGACCUGAGAUGCUCGCAAGGGGGAUGGUGCCUCUGGAUCCAAUACAGGAGUCCUCGAGCUUUGAUGUUCAUCAUGAGGCCACCCAGUCCCAUUUCAAGCAAUCAUCUCGGAAACCCCGCCUCUUACAAUCACGGGCUCUCCCUGCCACCCAUGUUCCUGCCCCUCAUCACGAGGGGAGUCCCAGAGACCAGGCGAUGGCAUCUGCACUAUUCACAGCAGAUUCCCAGGCAAUGGUGAAGAUCGAGGACAUGGCCGUGUCUCUCAUCCUGGAGGAAUGGGGAUGUCAGAACCUGGCUCGGAGGAAUCUCAGUAGGGACAACAGGCAGGAGAAUUAUGGGAACGUGUUUUCCCAGGGUUGUGAAAACAGGAAUGAGAAUGAGGAGUCAACCUCCAAGGCUGAAAUUGCAGAAGACUCAACAUCACAUGCGGAGACAAGAGGAAGAAUUCAGAAAGAUUUUGGAGAAAAACGUGAACAGCAGAGUAGAACAGCAGAAAGGCAGCAAAGAAAUCCUGAGGAGAAAACUGGAAGAGAAAAGAGAGAUUCGGGGCCAGCUACAGUCAAGGAAAAAAAACCCACCACGGGAGAGAGAGGUCCCAGGGAGAAAGGUAAAGGAUUGGGAAGAAGCUUCAGUCUGAGUUCCAACUUUAACACCCCUGAAGAAGUUCCGACAGGAACAAAGUCUCAUAGAUGCGAUGAAUGUGGUAAAUGCUUCACAAGGAGUUCAAGCCUUAUUCGCCAUAAAAUCAUCCACACUGGAGAAAAGCCCUAUGAAUGUAGUGAGUGUGGGAAAGCCUUCAGUCUGAACUCAAACCUUGUCCUGCAUCAGAGAAUCCACACAGGAGAAAAACCUCAUGAAUGUAAUGAGUGCGGCAAAGCCUUCAGUCAUAGUUCAAAUCUCAUUCUGCAUCAGCGAAUCCACUCUGGAGAGAAACCUUAUGAAUGUAAUGAGUGUGGAAAGGCCUUCAGCCAGAGCUCAGACCUUACAAAACAUCAGAGAAUCCACACAGGGGAGAAACCCUAUGAAUGUAGUGAAUGUGGAAAAGCUUUCAACCGAAACUCAUACCUUAUUUUGCAUCGGCGAAUUCACACCCGCGAAAAGCCCUAUAAGUGCACCAAGUGCGGCAAGGCCUUCACCCGGAGCUCAACCCUCACUCUGCACCACAGAAUCCAUACCAGAGAGCGAGCCUCCGAAUGCGAUGAAUGUGGUAAAUGCUUCACAAGGAGUUCAAGCCUUAUUCGCCAUAAAAUCAUCCACACUGGAGAAAAGCCCUAUGAAUGUAGUGAGUGUGGGAAAGCCUUCAGUCUGAACUCAAACCUUGUCCUGCAUCAGAGAAUCCACACAGGAGAAAAACCUCAUGAAUGUAAUGAGUGCGGCAAAGCCUUCAGUCAUAGUUCAAAUCUCAUUCUGCAUCAGCGAAUCCACUCUGGAGAGAAACCUUAUGAAUGUAAUGAGUGUGGAAAGGCCUUCAGCCAGAGCUCAGACCUUACAAAACAUCAGAGAAUCCACACAGGGGAGAAACCCUAUGAAUGUAGUGAAUGUGGAAAAGCUUUCAACCGAAACUCAUACCUUAUUUUGCAUCGGCGAAUUCACACCCGCGAAAAGCCCUAUAAACGUUACAUAUGUGCUGAGUGUGGAAAAGCCUUUAGUAAUAGCUCAAAUCUUACUAAACACCGGAGAACACACACUGGGGAGAAACCAUAUGUGUGCACCAAAUGUGGGAAAGCAUUCAGCCACAGCUCAAACCUUACCCUUCAUUACAGAACACACUUGGUGGAUCGGCCCUAUGACUGUAAGUGUGGAAAAGCCUUUGGUCAGAGCUCAGACCUCCUUAAACACCAGCGAAUGCACACUGAAGAGGCACCAUAUCAGUGUAAAGAUUGUGGAAAAGCCUUCAGUGGUAAAGGCAGCCUCAUUCGACACUAUCGCAUACACACUGGGGAGAAACCUUAUCAGUGUAAUGAAUGUGGGAAGAGCUUUAGUCAGCAUGCAGGUCUUAGUUCUCAUCAGCGACUCCACACUGGAGAGAAGCCGUAUAAAUGUAAGGAGUGUGGGAAAGCUUUCAACCACAGCUCCAAUUUUAAUAAACAUCAUAGAAUCCAUACUGGGGAAAAGCCCUAUUGGUGUAAUAAUUGUGGAAAAACCUUCUGUAGUAAGUCAAAUCUUUCCAAACAUCAGAGAGUCCAUACUGGAGAGGGAGAAGUACUUUAACCGUCAAAAUAUGCUCUCUUAGUUCUUUUUGUUUUUUUAACUUUAGAACAUUAAUGCUAGAGAGAAGCCCAGUGAUUACAAUAUAAACUCCAGUGGUAGAUUAUGUUUUACUCAACAUCAAGGGCUCAAGCAAUGGCACGGUAGGAGGCAGGCCCUGGAGGGUGUCAGUGGAUUCCGCACUCCCCAGUUUAACUGGAGCAGGGUCCUCUCACCACACAUCAGGUCCCACAAACCAUGCCAGCAUUGCCUUUUGUAUAGUUAAACUUAUGUGUAUGUAGUAUAAUUAUGGAGGAAACAUUACACUAACAAGAAUUAUGAUUUGUAAAGAUUUGAGCCAUGUUGAACACAAUCUGAUUCCGAAUAAAUUUAUAACAUCUUGUAAUGCUUCA
Pteropus alecto (black flying fox) is the source of this 3309-nucleotide messenger RNA. It is a transcript of the gene ZSCAN21, whose product is annotated as zinc finger and SCAN domain containing 21. Gene Ontology annotation, biological process: regulation of transcription by RNA polymerase II. The coding region runs from base 266 to 2920 and encodes 884 amino acids. The record is from RefSeq and is a predicted model, not a curated record. Lineage: Eukaryota; Metazoa; Chordata; Mammalia; Chiroptera; Pteropodidae. The transcript is spliced from 8 exons. Gene Ontology annotation, molecular function: DNA-binding transcription factor activity, RNA polymerase II-specific; RNA polymerase II cis-regulatory region sequence-specific DNA binding.